Molecule: messenger RNA, 3474 nt
Organism: Mugil cephalus (flathead mullet)
Lineage: Eukaryota; Metazoa; Chordata; Actinopteri; Mugiliformes; Mugilidae
Product: tetraspanin-8-like
Exons: 9
Coding region: 199-921 (240 amino acids)
Cellular component (GO): membrane
Source: RefSeq, a predicted model, not a curated record
GGUAGUUUUAUGAAAGUAAAAGCCUUUUUUUGCUGAGACAACAACUGAACCACCAAACUAGAUGACCCUCCCUCCUGUAGAUCACCUCUGCAUCUACGUCACGUACGUCCACGUUUCACUGCAGCACAUCACCACAUUCCCACUGAGCUACAUUCACACCACUUCACCUCCUCACAGCCGCUCUGAGAACAACUCAAAAUGGGAAAAAUUAACAGAUGCCUCAAGCGUGUCUUCAUUAUCUUCAAUUCGCUGUUUGUAAUCAUCGGAAGUGUGCUGAUCUGCUGUACAGUGAGGCUCAGCGACUACAGCCACGAGGUCUCUGGGAACGGAGUCUUGGCCCUGGUCUGGUCUUGGGUGUUUGGCAUCACCAUCAUUGGCAUCUCCUCCCUGGGAAUAUCUGCCGCCCGCUCAGAGAGCGUAUUUGCUUUAAAAACAUUUGCAGGUUUCAUGGGGGCUGGACUGAUCAUCAUGCUGAUCUGUGGCUUCAUUGUCGUUGCCAAAGGAAACGAGUUGAAAGAAGCCUUUAACAUGAACUACAGAAAACAUAUAGACUCCAUCAUGAAACACGAGGAUGGAAGGAAGUUGCUCAAAAGCCUCCAGGAAUCUGACAAGUGCUGUGGGUUUAUGAAAGCUGAGGACUGGGGCUCUGACAUCCCACAGUCCUGUGCUUGCAAUGGCACCUUAGAAUGUAAAUCCAGGCCUGGAACAACUGGCCCGGACCAGAUCUACGCAAAGGGCUGCAGGGAGGACAUCUUCCAGUACAUAGACAUGAUCAUAAUCGGCAUCUCGUUUGGAUUUUCCCCUAUUGCACUUCUGGGUUUGCUGGCUUCCCUCUUCAUGAUCCGCCAGAUCCAAAACCAUGACAGCUCAGCAGGAGAAUAUUCCAUGGCCAUGAAGGACUUCCAAAGAGGAGCCCUGUGACCUUUAACCUCUGCACUGUUCAGGAGGAACCGGUUAAUGACCUCAUUAAUGAGCUUUAUUAGCUUCGCUAGGUUAAUGUGUGUGUCUCUUAAAAAGUUUCUUUGCUGAAACAAACAUGGGAGCAUUUUUCAUCUCAAUUAUAAGAAAGUGUUAGCAGCUAACAGGCUAACAGGCUAACACGCUAACGUUUAAACAGAGUGAUGUCAUCAUGGUUUGUUAUGGAUCAAAUCCACACUGAAAAAAGUAUAACCUUCCUCAAACUAAAAAAAAUGAUGUCCGGAUAUCACAUCUAAAAUAUUUGACUUCAUAGAAUCUAACUUCUUAUGACCUGAUUAUUUUAUGUUGAUGUAAACAAUAAUACUGCACUUGACUCAACGUUAAUUCUUUGCUUUGAUCCAAAUUAUUUCCUUAAUAUUUCAGUCAUUGGACCAAACUAAUAAAUUUAAAUUGAACCAACCUAAUAUAAUUACUUUUAACUGAAUUAUCGUUUGCAUUGACACCAGUUACUUUAUUUACAUAUACCCAAACUAUAUUUUUCACAUUUUAUUUAACUUCAAAAAUAAAUUGUUUCCCACCUUAUAAACUCUAUAAAAAAAGACACUUGGCCAACAGAUUACAUUAAAUCACUUUAUUAAUCUUUAACAUAUGCAAAAUCUUUCAGUUGAAUUUACAAUAAAUAAUUGGAUAAGUUUUGCAUGACUUUCACAGUAAGAAUUAUAGCAAUAUACCGUGAAAUAUAUUCACAGAAAUUUACUGUAAUUUUACAUAUGUGAUAUUACAAUGCAUUGUUGUAAAAACACAACUGUGUACUGUAACUUUACAGCUUCAAUGACGAAGCAAUUACUGUGAUAUUACAGUACAUUACUGGGGAAUUACAACCUUUUUUUUUGAGAUGAAGUUUCCAUUUACUAUGAAUUUACAAUCAUUGUACAAUCCCAGAAUGAAGUCCCAGAAAAUCAUGAGUCCACACACAACAGCGUUGUGUAAAAAUCUUUUAGUGCAAAGUUGUCUUAAAAAAGUAUGAAAAGAACUAGGCUCAGAAAAGAACUAACUGAGCCUAACAACUGCUCCUGCUGCACAUCCUUUUCAAAAGGGUCUGAGAGCAUUUUGCUCCGCUUUUAAAGAAAAUUUGCACUCUACUUCAUUCAAUACAUUCACAUUUUGCAAUAGACAUUGCAAAAUCACAUAGCCUGCCCCAAAACAUAAUAAAAAGCUGUGAUUGGACCGGUAGGUAUUUGUUGGACCAUUGUGAGAGUAACAUGUGCACAUACCCAGACUGAUCUGCAGAGUGAAAUUGAUAUGAGUUUGCUAGAUCAGGAUGGUCUCACCAGGCUAGCCUCAGGUACCUCCUUUGUCAGCAUUUUAGACCUCGAGACAAUCACCGAGUUGGAAGCCUGUACUAUAAUGUGAAUUACAAGGUUGGAUGUGAUCUUUAUGAAAUACCUUUGAAUGAACUCCAGCGUCGACAUUCCAGUGGCAGGAUACUGAAGGUUGAAGACGUAAUAGAUGCUGAAGAAAGCAGCUACUCUGUGUAACAAUAAAGGGUGUGGAUCGAUGGAUAUAAGCCAUCCAGAGCGCUUCAUCAUGUCGCCUGAAAUGAAUAGAUUCAUCAUUAUGUGUUAUGAGCACUUUGAGAUCUGCUUCAGAUACAAGGGGCUGUACAAAUGUAAUUCUUAUUAUAAUUAUAUUUAUCAUUAUUAUAAUUCAUUGUGGUCAUGUAGAUUUCUAUAAUCAAAACAAAAUACUGAGUUAGAAAUGUCGAUAUCAAAAUAACAUUACCUUGAAUGAUCAAGCAGGGGGUGCUGGGGAGUUCUGCAGUAUUAAUUUCCACAGCAGUGGCACAUGGCUGUAACAUAGCGCAACACAAUAGCAUGGAAUUAACAUUAAAGGAUAAAGGCUGUUAUUACAUAUAGCGAUAAUCCACCGCGAUAAUGAGAUACAUUUAAACAUAAACCGUAAUUUUUAUUGCGUAAAGUUUCACCGCGCUUUACCGUAAUACCGGUAACCGUUACAUCUCUCGGCAACUUUACUCGAAUAUGCAGCAAAACACUUACAUGUAACGUUACCACCGCCGCACGCUCUCGCUGCACGAGACCCCGCGAACGAACAUGCCAACAGGUAACUGUUACUGAGAGUCCGGAACGAAAACAUAUCCGAAUGGAAACAACUGGCAACUAAUGUUAACUGACCAGCAUCCUCCAGUUCAGCUUCAAAUCAAACCUGGGACUACAUGACCUAACCAUAUAACACAUUGAAAAGGAACUUAAAAAAUUUCCCAGAGGGAAUUUUCUAGUAUGACACUGUUCUUGAACAAAAACCUGUAACCAAAACCAUUUUUCUGCACAGACUAAUUACAGGCUUUGGGGGUUGUUAAGUUGUUUACAUAUUAUUUAUAUUUUCACCAGUUGUUGUUUUUGUUCUUGAGAAUUUUAAUUUAAUUUUUGUAUUGUAGUUUCUCAACAGUACUAGUUUGUUUUAGUUUGUUUACUGGUUUGCGUGCACUUUUUAUUUAAGAUUUUUCUGGAAAAAAAUUGAUAAUAAAGCAUUUUCUAU